Messenger RNA from Mixia osmundae IAM 14324, 951 nucleotides. RefSeq lists its product as uncharacterized. NCBI's taxonomy places the organism in Eukaryota, Fungi, Basidiomycota, Mixiomycetes, Mixiales, Mixiaceae. The record is from RefSeq and is a predicted model, not a curated record. Gene Ontology annotation, molecular function: pyrroline-5-carboxylate reductase activity. The coding region runs from base 1 to 951 and encodes 316 amino acids. Gene Ontology annotation, biological process: L-proline biosynthetic process. The transcript is spliced from 5 exons.
AUGGCCAACGGCUAUAAUCUCUGCGUCGUAGGAUGCGGCACCAUGGGCGUCGCCAUCUUGUCAGGCGUGCUAGACUCGCUCGCGCAUCCUUCAGUCGAGUCAUCCUCGAGAAACGGGGCUGCAGAGACGCCCGACUCGAGCGCAAUCCUUGAUCCCCAAGCAGACUCGUCGCCUGCCAACUUUGUGACCACAGUGAACAGGGAGGAAUCGAUCAAGAGACUCAACAAGGUGUGGAGAGAGACUGUCAAGAACUCAGAGUUGCAUGUCGAUGUUGUCGCUGGCGACAAUGUGGGACCCGUCUCUCGAAGUGACGUGAUACUACUCUGUUGCAAGCCACAGAUGGCUCAGUCCAUUUUGCAAGUGCCCGGCAUGAGCGAAGCACUGGCAGGCAAGCUCGUCAUCUCCAUCUUGGCCGGCACACGAUUGGAGCAGCUGCAUUCUUGGUUACCGAGCGACACGCGCGUUAUUCGUGCUAUGCCUAACACGCCCUGCAAGAUCAGAGAGGGCAUGACGGUCAUAUCCAACGUCCCCACAGGGCCGAACGCACGCUUGGAUCGCGCCAUACUUAGCUCGCUCUUCACGCCGAUAGGCAGAGUGCGUUUCUUGGACGAGAAGUACUUUGAUGCUUGCACUGCUCUGUCUGGCUCAGGACCCGCUUUUGCGUGCCUCAUGCUCGAAGCCAUGGCCGAUGGGGGCGUCAUGAUGGGCUUGCCGAGAUCAGAAGCGCUCGAGCUUGCUGCUCAGACUAUGCAAGGUGCAGCUAGAAUGGUCCUCAAAAGCGGCGCACAUCCUGCAGCCAUCAAAGAUUCUGUCACCACGCCCGGUGGGUGUACGAUCGCCGGCUUACUCACGCUCGAAGACGGUCGCGUACGGUCAACGAUCGCACGGUGUAUCCAGACUGCGACAGAGCAUGCAUCUGGUCUCGGACAGGCUACGACGGGCAAGAGGUGA